UUUUAGAUAUUGUUACCUUGAGGAUAUGCGCUUACGGUUUUGCUUGGCUUCUCAGGCUGGAAACAUUCUCAGCAAAUUCCCGUUCAUAGCAAGCUGUUCACAAAUUCGCUCAGCAUACAAAUAUGUUGGCGAAUCAGCUCAGUCCGAUGGAACAUUGUUGGGUGAUUUCCGCAGAGCCAUGCACUAUAUGUUUAUGACAGAGCUUGUAAGAGGUAUGGGUAUAAUUGUCGGUCAUUACUUUAUGGAACCUGCAACAAUAAACUAUCCAUUUGAGAAAGGCCCACUGAGCUCGCGUUUCCGUGGUGAACAUGCGCUUCGGAGAUAUCCAUCUGGUGAAGAACGCUGUAUAGCUUGCAAACUGUGCGAAGCGAUAUGUCCGGCACAAGCAAUAACGAUUGAAGCUGAAGCAAGACCUGACGGAAGUCGGCGAACUACGCGUUAUGAUAUCGAUAUGACAAAAUGUAUUUACUGCGGAUUGUGUCAGGAGGCUUGUCCGGUUGAUGCUAUUGUUGAGGGUCCGAAUUUUGAAUACUCAACGGAAACUCAUGAGGAACUGCUAUAUAACAAAGAGAAGCUUCUGUUGAAUGGUGAUCGGUGGGAGCCGGAAUUGGCAGCAAAUUUACAGGCUGAAUAUCUGUAUCGUUAAGUUGAGGAAGUUUUAGUGACUGAUCGUUGUAUCGUUCUUCAUUAGGUAAUUAGUUUAAAGAACACUGUUUAGUCGAUCUAUUAAAUGAACUAGAAAAUAAAUACUACCCAUUGUGAUUGUUUCUGCUGAAUGCUGAAUAUACUGCAGCUGUUGUGAAUAUAAAAGGCCAUGUUGUGGAUAUAAAAGAUAACACUGCAGUC
This is a messenger RNA of Loa loa (African eye worm), 846 nucleotides long. RefSeq names its product NADH-ubiquinone oxidoreductase 23 kDa subunit. Gene Ontology annotation, molecular function: 4 iron, 4 sulfur cluster binding; NADH dehydrogenase activity. Bases 26 to 646 code for a protein of 206 amino acids. The record is from RefSeq and is a predicted model, not a curated record. Lineage: Eukaryota; Metazoa; Nematoda; Chromadorea; Rhabditida; Onchocercidae. Gene Ontology annotation, biological process: mitochondrial respiratory chain complex I assembly; mitochondrial electron transport, NADH to ubiquinone. Gene Ontology annotation, cellular component: membrane. The transcript has 5 exons.